This is a messenger RNA of Pseudogymnoascus verrucosus, 1541 nucleotides long. Its product is annotated as porphobilinogen deaminase. The record is from RefSeq and is a predicted model, not a curated record. Gene Ontology annotation, molecular function: hydroxymethylbilane synthase activity. The transcript is spliced from 2 exons. Gene Ontology annotation, biological process: heme biosynthetic process. NCBI's taxonomy places the organism in Eukaryota, Fungi, Ascomycota, Leotiomycetes, Thelebolales, Thelebolaceae. The coding region runs from base 78 to 1076 and encodes 332 amino acids. Gene Ontology annotation, cellular component: cytoplasm.
GCUAUGGUUUAGUAGGUGGUUUUGAAUUUCCAAUUUAAACUCUCUAUAAUCUUUUAUUCUCGACCCUAACCACUACCAUGGCGGAAACCUCUUCCUCUAUGCCGCCGCUGCGAAUUGGCACCCGGAAAUCAAAUCUCGCUGUUGUCCAGGCCGAGGGCAUCCGGGAUCGUCUCCAGAAGCUCGCGCCGGGCCGUACCUUCGAAAUUACAGCCCUCCGCACCAUCGGCGACAAAGACCAGAAUACGGCACUUUACAACUUUGGCGCCAAGAGCCUGUGGACCAGCGAGUUGGAAGAAUUGCUAGUUUCGGGCAAGCUAGAUAUCGUCGUGCAUUGUCUCAAAGAUAUGCCCACCGAGCUUCCCUCCUCCUGCGAUAUAGCCGCCAUUCCCCUCCGCGACGAUCCCCGCGACGCGCUGAUAGUGAAAGCCGGCCUCCCAUACACCACCCUCGCGACGCUCCCCAGCGGCGCCAUCGUCGGCACCUCGUCUGUGCGCCGCUCCGCUCAGCUCCGCCGCCUGCACCCGCACCUGCGCUUCGCCAACCUACGUGGGAACGUAGAAACGCGCCUGGCUAAGGUCGAUGAUCCGAAGGGCGAGUAUGACUGUAUGAUAAUGUCCGCGUGCGGCCUCGAGCGCGUCGGGCUUGCACAUCGCAUCACCCAGUACCUAGGUUCUAAGGACGGCGGGAUUUUCUAUGCCGUCGGCCAGGGGGCACUGGGGCUGGAGAUCCGGAAGGGGGAUGAGGAAACUAGGGAAUUUUUAGGCCGACUCGGUGAUGAAAAGUCGGGCCUCGCGUGCCGAGCGGAGCGGGCGCUUAUGCGGAAGCUUGAAGGCGGGUGCAGCGUUCCGAUUGGCGUUGAGACGGAGUGGCUCGGUGGAGCGGAGUUUCUGCUGAGGAUGAGGGCAAUAGUUGUUAGCAUUGAUAGUUCUCAAAGCGUCCAAGAUACUAUUGAUGCGAGAGUACAGACUGACGAUGAGGCGACAGCGCUCGGACAGGAAUUAGCUGCGCGGCUAGUAAAAGCAGGCGCUGGGGCGAUAUUAAAGGAUAUCAACACUAAUAGGCCAGCUAAGGACUGAGAGUAUGAUGAUGGUAUAUAGCAAUGCAUAGAGCGCCUUUGGGCAAUAGGUGCUGCCUCUGCAAGCCCCAUCUUAGUCAAUCUAGCCCUCUCCCACGCGCUAUCAUAUUCCUUAUUUAAUACCAAGCCGUCAAUAUUAAGGCUGAGAGUGCAGCAACCAACAACAACAAACCAUGACCCACCUAGGAUAUGUUAUAACCAGUGUCAUUUCUUGCAACCUGUCGUGUAUGUAGUGGAAUGCAAUUUGAUCCGGCACUACUGGUCUGGAGAAGAGAGUGAGAGAAGCGAUUCGAAUUCUUGAAGGACGGAUAGACUCUGGAGCAGCUCUCCGGGUCUGGGCUGGGGUGCGGGCAAUGAGGGACUUCCGGUAAAUCAGUCACGUAAACCAUCGUCAAAAGCUGCCCAAAUCUGCAGCUAAUUCGCCGUUCCCUAGUUUAAAAGUAGUUAUUUCAAUGCAAUAGUCAGA